Messenger RNA from Trichoderma asperellum CBS 433.97, 525 nucleotides. Its product is annotated as 40S ribosomal protein eS24. Gene Ontology annotation, molecular function: structural constituent of ribosome. NCBI's taxonomy places the organism in Eukaryota, Fungi, Ascomycota, Sordariomycetes, Hypocreales, Hypocreaceae. Gene Ontology annotation, biological process: translation. The record is from RefSeq and is a predicted model, not a curated record. Gene Ontology annotation, cellular component: ribosome.
CCACGACGCCAAACCGCUGAGUCUCUCCUUCGUCACUUUUCUCAACGAGACAAGCACACAAGACCGCAACCAUGGCGGAUAACGACGCUCCCGUUACCCUGCGAACUCGCAAGUUCAUCCGCAACCCCCUGCUUGGCCGCAAGCAGAUGGUGGUUGACAUCCUCCACCCCGGCCGUGCCAACAUCUCCAAGGCUGAGCUCAGCGAGAAGCUCGGCAGCCUGUACAAGGCCCAGAAGGAGCAGGUCCAGGUCUUCGGCCUGCGCACCCACUUCGGUGGCGGCAAGACCACCGGCUUCGCCCUCAUCUACGACUCCCCCGAGGCUCUGAAGAAGUUCGAGCCCAAGUACCGCCUGAUCCGUGUCGGACUCGCCACCAAGCCCGAGCGUGCCAGCAGACAACAGCGCAAGCAGCGCAAGAACCGACAGAAGACCCUGCGCGGAACCGCAAAGGUCAAGGGUGCCAAGGCGAAGAAGGAGAAAUAAACGCACAACCUUCAAAUGGUUGCUUGCUGGUGCUGGAGGGGAG